Labeo rohita (rohu) is the source of this 4442-nucleotide messenger RNA. It is a transcript of the gene ulk4, whose product is annotated as unc-51 like kinase 4. Gene Ontology annotation, molecular function: protein kinase activity; ATP binding. The record is from RefSeq and is a predicted model, not a curated record. Gene Ontology annotation, biological process: protein phosphorylation. NCBI's taxonomy places the organism in Eukaryota, Metazoa, Chordata, Actinopteri, Cypriniformes, Cyprinidae. The transcript is spliced from 37 exons. The coding region runs from base 237 to 4106 and encodes 1289 amino acids.
GUUGUCUACCGCGCGUAAGGAAACUCAUGCAAAAGGCAGUUUACCCCGUAUUUAAGUUCAAUACAUUGUUAAAACAUUAUAAAAGAACCGGGAAGUGUUUAAAAUGUGGUGUUAAUCGCUCCGUUUCUAUAAUAUUGAACAUUUGUGUUAUCUCUAUGUUCAAAAGGUUGUGUUUGUAGUUAGUGCUGUAAACUACCGGUGAGCUCAAGCUCUCAAUCUCACUUGAGUCGCUGCAGAUGGAGAACUUUAUUUUGUAUGAAGAGAUCGGGAGAGGUAGCAGAUCGGUGGUUUAUAAGGGCAGAAGGAAAGGCAGCAUACAUUUCGUGGCCAUCAUCUGCAGUGACAAAUCCAAGAGACCCGAACUAACAAACCAUGUGAGACUUGCUCAUGACAUUAAGCACGACAAUGUAGUGUCUUUUUAUGAAUGGUAUGAGACUAGCAACCAUCUGUGGCUGGUGGUGGAGAUGUGCACAGGUGGAUCCCUGGCAGCACUGAUUGCUCAAGAUGAGUAUCUGUCUGAGGAAGUAGUACGAGAGUUUUCCAUUGACCUCAUGAGAGGUCUUAAAUACAUCCACGACUCUGGCAUUGUUGUCUCGGAUCUCACACCUGCCAAGAUUUUGUUGGAUGGACCGGGAACUCUGAAGUACUCCAAUUUCUGCCUGGCCAAAGCUCAUGGAGAAAGUCUGGAGGAGUUCUUCUCUCUUGUGAUGGCAGAGGAGACAGGAGCAGGAGACAGCAAAGAGAACAUUAUCUCUCCACGAAACAUAAAGAACAGAAUUAAAGGUUCUCCUGUGUAUUGUGCUCCUGAGGUGUUGAGAGGAGCAGACACCAGUGUCUCCAGUGACCUGUGGGCAUUAGGCUGCAUCCUGUAUGAGAUGUUCACAGGAAAACCACCUUUUGUGUCUGAGAGUGUGACUGGUCUAGUUGAUCUCAUUUUAAAUGAAAAUCCUCCACCCCUAAGACAAAAAGAACCUGCCUUCCCACAGCCCAGUCCAGAGUUUGAGAGCCUAGUAAUGGGUUUACUUCAGAAAGACCCUGUGAAAAGGUUAAGCUGGGAGACUUUAUUAUCUCACCUGUUCUGGAGGGAAGCAUUUUCCGAGACAUACAUCUCCAUGGGAAAAGAGCAGGAUGGUGUCUCACUGAUAUCCAGCCUGCAUUUGGCUCCUGAGUCUUCUCAGACAGCUGAGGAAGCACAGAUAGCACCUGUUGCCCCAGCCAGCCCAAACCACAGCAAGUCCUUCACAUUAGAUAACGUGAUAGAGUUCAGACCAAAGUCUGCGCUGGACAUUGAUGCCAGAGAGGCGAUUUUCCUUCUCAGCUCCAGACCAACUCCCAGGACAAUCAAUACGGCUCGAGAGACGGAAGACAAAUGCUCUGAAACUCAAGAAUCCAGUGUUAUGGUGGAGGAGCAGUGUGACAUGAACGCCUGCAUUAAAUCCCUGUUAUACACAGACAGUGACCUUACAGUGACUCCAAUCAUGGAUAACCCAAAGAUUUUAAAGACUUCUCCAGUUCGUUUUGACCCCAAAACACUUUGUGUACCAGCGCACUCAGCUGAACGGUUGUCAUGUCUGAACUCAGAGGACUGGUCUCAGUUCCUGCAACAGGUGUGUGCUGUUUUGGAGUCAGCAGACAGGGCCGGAUCAGCCAAUGCCACGGCACCACGCACUAAACUCAACCUGCUCUGUUACCUGUGUACUGUCUGUAACCACAGAGAGACGGGCACACGCCUCAUACACUCCCAACUGUUCCCUGUGCUGGUUCAACAGAUGCGACAUGCUCCAAACUGGGAUAUAAGGAGCAAAGUGAUGAGAGUGAUUGGACUAAUGGCCUCCCACUGCACAGAGCUUAGAGAUGAUGUUCCUGUCACAGAGGCAGUGGCCAUGUUCACAGAACUCAUCCGAGAGAACUUCAGGAGCAGCAAAUUGAAGCAAUGCUUGAUUCCACCCCUGGGGGAGCUGCUCUACCUCAUUGCUACACAGGAAGAGAAGAAAGAGCGCCCAGGAGGAUUGUGGGUCGUUCCUGCUGCCGCCUACACCGUGUUAAUGAGGUGCCUUCGGGAAGGGGAGGAGUUAGUGGUGAACCACAUGGCCGCCAAAACCAUAGAGAACGUGUGCAGCCGUGAGUCUCAAUACGCCCAGGGAUUCAUCACUGCAGAGGUGGGACCUGCGCUCUGGUAUCUGUUCACACACUCCACAGUGGAUGCACUCAGGGUCAGCGCUAUAUCUGCUCUGUGUAAAAUAACACGCCAAUCUGCGGGGGCCUUCCAGAGUGUGAUUGACAAGGUGGGAUUACCCAGCAUCCUCAGUUGUCUGGUGUCAGGAAUCAGCCGUGUCCAGCAACACAUGCUCACUAUGUUCGCUGCCAUGUUGGCAUCAGGAGCACAUUCCCACAGACUGGUACAGGACCGGGACUUUGUUAUGAAGAUAAUCCGCUCUCUGGAGAGUCCGUCUUCAGUCAUCCGUGCCAAGGCCUUCCUCGUGCUUCUGCAGGUCCUUAUGAACAACAGAGAGAUGCUUCUGCUCUGCUGUAACUCCAGGCUGGUGAUGUACAUUGAAAGAGACGUCCGAAAGGCCACGCCAGGAAAGGAGCAACAAAGCGGCAAUGAAUACCUGUCAAAAUGCCUGACCCUCUUCAUCCGUCACACCGUGCACGAACUGCCAGCCAUCCUGGAUGACAUCCUGUCCGUGUUAGGCAGCAUUGUGGGAAGGAAGCACCCCUCUCCUACGCAGUCCCGUCAGCUGAAGCAGAGCCUCCCCAUGAUGGCUGUGGUGCUGCAUCUGCUCACCUCACAGAUCUUCCGACCGCAGGUGGUGACUGAGGCCUUUCUCGUCAAAUUUGGAAAGCUGCUGAAUCAUAUAACCUCCAUUGACUCUAAUGAGACAAGUUUGGGAAACGCUAUAGGUCAGGCAGCAUCUGAGGAGCUGAUCAGAAACACACUAUCUGCAGUGGAGGCCAUUUCCCAACAUCCCGCUCUUCUCAGCCUCUAUCACUGCACUGUUGUGGAUUUGAUUGUACCACCGCUGGCGUCUCUGGCCUUCAGUAAGAACGUGGAAUGGCGUAUUGUGAGUUUGCGUGUGCUGUCAGAGAUCACGCUGCUGCUGCUGAGCCAAGACGAGGUGGAGGAGAGAGAGAGAGAUGGAGGGAGAGAACGAGAGGGAGAGUGGGAAGGUGAAGGCAUCUCCUCCAACACUCGCUUGCUGACGCUCAUCUCUGAGGCCCUGCUGCCACAGUAUCAGACUCUGCUCCUGGAACCAGAUCCUGUACCUGUGUAUGCGCUCAAACUGCUGGUUUCCCUCACGGAGCACAGCUCGCCCAUCAGCAGGCUUGUUAGAGAGAGCCGUCUCCUGCCUGCUGUCUUUCAAGUCAUAGAGGAGCACCAGAAUAACACCGUCGGCAGCACGAUGCAGAACGCCAUGGCUCUCCUCUGCAAUCUGAUUGGACAGAAGGGCACAGACCUCCGACCGUUCUACCAGCAAGGUGUAAUUGAGGUGGUGUGUAAUAUCUUUGUGGAAGUCUCUGGUGUAUAUCUGGAAAGAGAAAUGCACUCAGGGCUAAAGAGCUGCUCUUCUCUGCUCCUGUGUCUGCUGGACAUCAUCCACUGCCUGCUCAAAAACCUUUCGUCUGUAGUCCGACUGGCCCUGCAGAGAUCAGACAGUAAUGAAGACACUGAGGCUGCAGAGGAACUACUGCUCAUCAACAAGCCGCUGACAGACCUAAACAACCUCCUUAUUCAGCUGCUGGCGUGUAAUGACAGUGAGGUGUAUGAGGAGGCCAGUCACUGUGUGUCUCUGCUGGCUCAGCUAUAUGGAGGAGAGGGUGCGGACCGCCUGCAGCCGGAGGAGCUGCUCAGCCUGGCACACGCACUGCAGACGCACACCGAGCCCAGACAGCAGAAACUGCUGCUCCGCGUACUGAAACGCUUGAUGAGUGCAGUUGGCAGCUCCUGUUGGGGUUCUUCGGAAGGGCAGAUCCUGGUUCAUGUGCUGCAGAAACUGACGCUGCCUACUAGGUCCCAGUCAGACAUGGCAGUGGAAUCACUAGCUGCAGAGAUUCUGAAAGGCAUUGGGUCCCAAGCACAACUAAGUUUUACACCUGGUAUUUAAUAUGUGUGUAAUUUUUGUACAUUAUAAAAGGCAUUUCACAAGAAACUGUUGCACUCUUGUGAUAGUGGUUGUAAAAUGUCCUCUGUAGUUCUAAAAUGAUUGCAGCAUUUUGUUCACAUUUAGUGUAUUCUAAAAAUAAAAAUGUCCACAAUUAGAUAAAUUUAAAGUCCAUUUUAUUGUUUAGCCAGGUCAUUACCAAGUCUCCAACCAACAAUCGCAGGCUACAAUAAUUAGGGGUUCUUUUCGAAACCUUUCUAAAGCUACCAUCAAAAAAAUAGAUCAAGACAGGAGGAAAAAAAUAAAAAUAAAAAUAAAAAUAAAAAAAAAAAAAAAAAA